CACACGCCUCGCGUUUAAGAAGAGCUUGACGUCUUCUUUCUCCUCUUCCUCGUCUCCGUCUGUUUCUUUCUCCCUCUUUUUUCCUUCUCCUCGAGUCCUCCUUCCCAAGUAGUAAAACCACCUGUCUGCCCGUCAUGUCCGCAUACGAUGCCGCGGAGAACAUCACGGACGAGGCCAACAACGUUUACGACGCGCGCGAUGUGCGGAGCGCGAGUCCGACGCGCCUCAAAAAUCUGUAUGACGCUCUGAGUGUGCGAAUUGCACAGUUCACCGUCGAGUUUCUCUACACCAACCACGUCAAGCCCCAUGUCGUGUUCAAACUCAACUUUGCCACUCCCAUCGGCCCCGGCCGCCGAAUCAACUCGGCGCGCGUUUCCAUGGAGCUGGGCGAAGGCGACAAGACGGGCGAGCAGGGUCCCGGAGCCUGCCAGAUCAAACUCUGCGGCUACACCGGUCGGACCGCGCGCGCCUCGGCCGGCUUCCAGUUCACUCUUCGGGCUAACAUGACCCUUGCCCACAUGAUCCAGUUGAUCAAUGGCGAGUACGCUCAGCUUCCGAACACGAUGAGAACCGACAUGAAGAAAUUCGAGUUUGUGGACAUCAACAACUACUUUGACGGUUGCCGCGACUGGAUCGCUCAAGGCUUUGUUCGGGCGCACGCCGCAGGCUUUGUCGACUGGGCCAUCAGCGGCAUCCUGGGCCCCGACGGACAGCCGAUUCAGCGCGAGAGUCUGAGGCCGCGGCCGAACGCGCGCGUGACUCUGAUUAACUGGCACGGCGCAGGCUUUCACGACGUCAUCGGCAAGUUCUUUGCGCAGCCGCAGGCGGUAUCCGGCUCGGCCACGCCCGUUGUCUACUAUCAUGACCUUCCCGUCGAGAACGGCAUCUUCUGGGCGCCGCACUUUCAGCGCUUUGUCACCGACGUGCAGCAGCGGUUUAGACUGCCGUACCGAGUGCCGCAGCCCAACACCGGCGCGGCUGGCACCACAGCCGGCCCGGCCGGGCGUGGCGGUGGCGUUACCGCCGGCCGUGGUGCCCCAGCUGCUGCUGCUGGCCGUGGUGCCGCUCCUCCUGCCACUGGCCGCGGUGCUGCUCCUCCCGCCACUGGUCGUGGCGCUGCUCCUCCUGCUACUGGUCGUGGUGCUGCUCCUCCCCCGACUGGUCGUGGUGCUCCCCCUCCUGCCACGGGGGGUCGUGGUGCUCCCGCAGGCCGUGGUGGCGCUCCUCCUGUGGGGAACGGUCGGCGUGAUGGUUAA
Molecule: messenger RNA, 1256 nt
Organism: Parathielavia appendiculata
Lineage: Eukaryota; Fungi; Ascomycota; Sordariomycetes; Sordariales; Chaetomiaceae
Exons: 2
Coding region: 135-1256 (373 amino acids)
Source: RefSeq, a predicted model, not a curated record